AUGUCGGCCAACUCCCUGAGUCACUUGCUCCAUGCAACUGCCGGUCCGGAAGCCCACCGAUCACCCACCGGACCAGACGCCAGCUUCACGAUAACGACACCUCCAGCUGUGUCCAAUGCUCCACCUGCCCAGCCUCAGCAGCAGCAGCACCACCACCACCACCACCGCCAUCAACAACAACAGCAGCAGCAGCAGCUCACCUUCAGCGGUCACAUACCGGACUCCUACAGUCCAGUGCCGCCACCCCCACUGCUACCGUCUCCCUCGGUCCCGCAACCUCCUCCGUUGACCACUGCUGUACAAGCGUCAACUGUUCAGCAAGGUGGUCUCCCCCCUCAGGCUUCAGCAGGACGUAGUCAUAGUCUCACGCAGAGCUUGUACCAAUGCGCUGACUGCCAGCGGCGUUAUUCGCGCCCCGAGCACCUCGCUCGACAUAUUCAAACACACACCCUUGGGAAACGUUUCUUCUGCCAGGUAUGCGGCAAGGCAUUUGCUCGGGCCGAUCUACUCAAACGUCAUGCUGCGAAUCAUGACAACGACAACGACCCAUCAAAGAAGCGCAGGCGCACUGAUACAGCACCCAAUGCCGGGCGCGUGUCGCAUGCCUGUAAGGCUUGCGCAACAGCCCGGGUCAAAUGCGAGGAAAACAAGCCGUGUACGCGAUGCCGCAACCGUAACUUGACCUGCGAGUAUAACGCAGCCGAGGCUGGCUCAGCAGCCGCCCUGCACCUGCUUCAUCUAUCCACAAAUGCACACUCGGGAACAGUUGAAUCAGGGUCACCCAGCUAUCUGAAUCAACAAGAUGCAAAUCCUGGCCAACCGUUAGGAAUAAUUCCAAUGAAUACUGGGAGCGUUUCGGUGAAGCCCGAAACAGGCCAGGUGCCAACGCCCGAGGCAAUGGCAGACCAGACGAACCAACUACAGGUUUUUGCCAACCCAUAUGCCCAAGGUAAUAUGGUCGAUAUGGCCAAGAUGCCUUUCACCGAUUUCUUGCGGGAUGUCUUGUACGAUCAAUCAGUCGAUCCAGCGCGGCCUGAUGUGGUCCAGGGUCUUUCUGUUCUUGAUUUCUGCGAUGACACAAACUACGAGCUUACGGAUAUCGACUUUGGCUUGCUGGAUCACUGGAACCUUGAUGAGACAAACAAUACGCAAACAGUGACCCAAGCAGUCACACCCCAAACGGACGAUCCAACCGUCGACAUGUCACAGAUGAGGAAGAAUCUUGUCAAAAUAUGGACAAACUCGCCAUGGCGGUGGAUCCCAAUCGAUCGGGAUUCGGUCUACACAGAGUAUGGGAACCUACCUAUUUCGCAGCGUGAUACGACCAGCCAACGUCUUCAGGAAACACAAAGACAGGUGGAUCGUGUCAUCAAAGAUAAACUGGAUUCGUCAAGUAGAGACAAGGUCCUCAGUGUCGUGCUCCAAACUAUGAAGACGGAUGCGAUGAGGCUUCGUAUUGCCUCGUCGUUCCCAAGUGCUGACGUUAUGGACACGUUAACUCACAUAUACCUGGCAGCUCACUUAUGCACUGUUAGCAGCUGGAUACAUGUGGGAACCCUUGCUCUAAAUAGCCAAUGGCCCGAGUGGUUGGGGAUAGUCGCGGCAGCUGGUGGCGUUUUGACUCCUGUGGCUACGCUUAGAAAGUUUGGCUUUGCCAUACAGGAGGCCAUGCGGAUAGCCAUACCGAACAGAUUCGAAGAGAAUAACACUAGAACUGGUAACCUUGGCCUGGUCCAGACAUUAGUACUCAUACAGGAUGUUGGACUUUGGAGCGGCAGUCGACGCAAGAUGGAAAUAUCCGAAUGUCAUUUAUUAAUCCCCAUUACAAUGAUGCGAUAUCGGGGGAAAUUUCAACGAUCGUCAUAUCAGCAAAUCACGGUUGAACCUACAGACGAAGGCGAAGUUCUCGAGGAUAAAUGGCGCCGGUGGCAUGAACAGGAAAGCUGGAAGAGAUUGAUCUUCCACUGUUACCUGCGCGAUGCAGAAACGUCAAUAACCACGUUGGCGCCACCGACUAUCUCAUAUUCCGAGCUCACGUUGCCACUUCCAGACUCAAAAGACCUGUGGUUUGCUAGGAGUGCCUUAGAAUGGAAACGCCAUUUUCUGACUAGGUCGGCGGGCUAUACCAAGAGACCACCAUCUUUGCCCGAUAUAAUGCGCGAUAUCAAUUUGUUGACCACGAAUUACCAGCGGCUCGACGCCCAGUUUGCAAUAUCCAUCUACUUGCAUUGCUUCUGGACCUUGAUCCUGGAGUGGCGACACCUUUGUGCGGUCCAUCAGUCAAACUCCUUCGGGAGUGGCUACCAGGCCGGACCACAUCUGAUACUUAACUCCAGACACCAGGACCUCUGUAGGUCGCUUCAGGAUUUCCAACUUGUAACGUCAGACUGGCACGCCUCUUUAUCCGCUCAGGAGAGUCUCCUCCUGAACUUGUUAUUGAUGAACCUGCAUGUUUCGAUGGAUGAUCUGCAAUUGUUUGCUGGCAAGGAAGGGGAGGAACAAGCUCGACGGGUAUAUCCGGUUCUUCAACAGUGGUCCGAAAACACGGAGGCGAGACAGGUGGUCUGGCAUGCUGGCCAAAUCCUCCGACAGGCCAAGUUGUUCCCCCACGGCCACCUGAAGGAUUUCUAUGCCGUGGGAGUACAUCACGCAGCAUUAGCACUGUGGGCAUAUGGUGUGGUCAUCAAGGCAACUAGGCACCAGGCGACACCAAACGAGCAUCAGGAUAUGGUGCUCGUUGACACGUCGGAUUCGAACCAGGUCCAGCGUUUCAUUGGUUUUGGGCAUGGGCGUCCCGGUAUUCGGACCAAGGACGACCACCGAAUAGAGCCUCUCGAUGACCCGAGGGCCUGUAUGAACAUUGUGGAAGGCAUCUUCAGAAGCAACUUUGUUAAAGGCGAUGUUCCGCCUCCUAUCGUCGAGAACAUCUGCAAUCUUGUCAAACAGCUCGGCGGUGCCGCCUGGGCAGUUGGGCUGAGCUAA
Messenger RNA from Neoarthrinium moseri, 2982 nucleotides. RefSeq lists its product as uncharacterized. The coding region runs from base 1 to 2982 and encodes 993 amino acids. Gene Ontology annotation, biological process: regulation of DNA-templated transcription; DNA-templated transcription. The record is from RefSeq and is a predicted model, not a curated record. Lineage: Eukaryota; Fungi; Ascomycota; Sordariomycetes; Amphisphaeriales; Apiosporaceae. The transcript is spliced from 3 exons. Gene Ontology annotation, molecular function: DNA-binding transcription factor activity, RNA polymerase II-specific; DNA binding; zinc ion binding.